ACCCUGAGAAGAGAAGGAAGACCGAGCGGUUGAGCGAGUUUAUCAUUAUCGCCGUAUUAACAUGGACGGGAAAAAAUAGAGACGCACGGCAAAAUUAUACGGGUGACUUUGUCGAUUUACGACGAUGGAACAAGGCGAGAAUCGGCAAGCACGAUCGGCGUAAAGAUUGAAAUAUGUACGCUCGUAGACGUGCGUUCGUUAGAUUGUAGAGAGGGAGUGAGUGUGUGUGAGAGCGAGAGAGAGAGAGAGAGAGAGAGAGAGAGAGAGAAAGAGAAAGAGGCAAAAAGAAAGAAGAAAAAUAAUCUCUUGGCGUUGUGUGAAGCGCGUCGUCGCGUCGUGUGUCGCGUUCCCGUUUCCUCUGCGCGUCGGUGGGUGCGUCCGUGUGUGCGUGCGUGCGUCCGCGUGUGCGUGUGUGUUAAGUCAAGAUGGCGGCAACGUUAACCGUCGAGCAAGAACAAGCUACAAAAGAAUUUAUAGAGGCUGUGAAUAAGUGUCGAGCUGGCAGACGUGCCGGACCAGUUUCCUGGAGUACAGCAGUCAAAUUUUUAGCAGCCAGAAAAUUUGAAGUAAGUAGAGCUUUAGCUCUUUACGAACAGCAUGAAGCUACUAGAAGAAGAGAAGGUUUAGCUGUUUUGCAUCCAACACAAGAACCAUUGCUCAGCGAAUUACGUACAGGAAAAUUUACUGUUCUGCCUUCAAGGGAUGCAACUGGUGCUGCUAUAGCGAUCUUUACAGCACAUUUACAUCUUCCACAAAAUACUACACAUCAAACUACUUUACAGGGUGUUGUGUAUCAAUUAGAUGCGGCUCUCGAAAGUGCAGAUACUCAGAAACAUGGUUUGGUUUUUAUUUAUGACAUGUCUGAUAGCAAGUACCAAAAUUUUGACUACGAUCUAUCGCAAAAAAUUCUCACUCUACUAAAGGGAGGAUAUCCAGCAAAACUUAAGAAGGUUUUAAUUGUAACGGCACCACUUUGGUUCAAGGCACCUUUCAAAAUCCUUCGUUUGUUCGUUCGUGAAAAACUGCGGGACCGAGUAUUUACUGUAUCCAUUCCUCAAUUGACAUUACAUAUACCGCGAGAAUCAUUGCCACAUCGGCUAGGAGGCACCUUGGAGAUACAGCAUGAGGCAUGGCUAUUACAUUGUCUUAAAUCCAUGACAAACCGAGGCGGGGGUGAACUCUGUGAGGUCUGCGUUACUCCCAGAGUGGGAACCCCACUUUCACCUACAUUAAAGAAUCAUACAGUUAAUCAGAAUCCCAAUGGAACACCGAUUAGUAAUCCAACUAGUCCUAUAAUCGAUAAGAAUAAAAUAAAGAAUGGUGUUUCAAACAUUGGAGAUAUCGAAAUUACUAAUGGUGAUGUGUGGAUGGCAAACGACGAAGCACCAUCUCCAGUACAGCCUCCGUCCUCAGCAAGCUCUGGUUUUAGCGAUGAUGAUAGCCUUCAUGGCGAUCUCGGACUGCAAGCAGUUACUAUGGAACAGCUUAUCGAGGAAAUACAUUCAAGAGGUCGUGCUGGCCUCGUAGCGGAAUAUGUAGAAAUUAGGCAAAGGCCACCCGAUGGUUCCUUUAAUAAUGCAAAAUUAAGGCCAAAUCAAUCAAAAAAUCGUUAUACGGAUGUGCUUUGUUACGAUCAUAGCAGAGUGUGUCUUUCUCAAGUAGACGGCGAUGCAACGUCGGAUUAUAUUAAUGCAAACUUUGUUGAUGGUUACAAACAAAAAAACGCGUUUAUUAGUACUCAGGGACCUCUUCCAAAGACAUGUGGGGAUUUCUGGAGAAUGAUAUGGGAACAGCAAACUCUUGUUAUUGUGAUGACUACAAGAGUAGUAGAACGAGGACGUACGAAGUGUGCACAGUAUUGGGGUCCAGAGCCAGGUGAUGAAGUACAAGCAGGUGGCUUCACCGUAACAACUUUAGAAGUUGAUAUAAAUCCAGACUAUACGAUAUCUAUGCUCCUUCUUACAAACAACAAGACUGAUGAAACAAGAGAGGUGUGUCACAUGCUUUACACAGCAUGGCCGGAUUAUGGCGUUCCUCAAUCAGCUAGAGCUUUAUUACAAUUCCUAUCCCUAGUAAGACAACAACAAAAUAAAUUAUUAACAAGUAGGGGUGAUACAUGGGCGGGACAUCCACGAGGUCCACCUAUAGUAGUGCAUUGUAGUGCUGGUAUUGGCAGAACAGGAACAUUUUGCACCUUGGAUAUCUGCAUAUCUCGAUUAGAAGACACAGGAACCGUCGACAUCCGUGGAACGGUUGAAAAAAUUCGAGCACAAAGAGCCUACAGUAUUCAAAUGCCUGAUCAGUAUGUUUUUUGUCAUCGUGCUCUCGCAGAAUAUGCACUUUCUAGGGGUAUGCUUAGUCCUCAACAUCUUGCUAUGUUACCUCCAACGGUCGAAGAAGAUUCUGAUUAAGAUACAUAUAUAUAUUCCGAUAGACAUGAAGUAGGUUGAUAAUCUUCCUGAGUAUGCGUAUUCAGCUCUGUCCUGUCUCAUAGUUUACUUCUAGUAUAAAUGACUAAAACUUAUUUUUUUCUAUCAUUGCCAUUCGAUGUGUAACCCUUAAGAUUUUUAGCGUUAUAUUAGCCUAACAUUCAGGAUAUUCUGAAUACAAACUAGUUUGUCAAAAAAAGGCCAAAUCAGUAAGUAGGGAUUGUAUGUUUCUAUUUCAUUUGAUUUUGCUCACGAAUUUUCGAUUGAGAUAGCGUGACGUAGCAAAGAGAGCACACAGAUUUAAACUGUCUGAGUAAUAUAUUUGUGGCAAGAACAGAUUUAUUCUUUCUAUUUUAUACUCUCUCGAUAUAUAUAUAUAUAUCUUUUCUUUCUUUUUUAAAUUUUACUAAUAAGUCUUUUGUUUAAACGUUAUUAGUAAGAAAGAAUUUUAUAAAAAGUAACACAAGAAAUUCUUAUGAGAGAGUUAAAUCGUUACUUUGUGCAUUGACAAAGAGAAGAUGAUAAUCUGCACUCUAUUGCAGAAAUAAAAUAUAAGAAUAAUUUGUUUAACUGAUUGAAACAUUACGACAGCGUCAUUUUGCAGUGGCCAAUGAAUAGUUGCAGUUCACGUAAGAUCUUAUAAAGAACGUUAUGAUGUAUAAAAUGGUUUUUUAACCAUUGAAGAAAUAAGUGUAAUCAAGGAUACAUCGAUAGUCACUUUUGGGCAACCAAAGAUUAUAUCCCUUAUACCAGUUUAGAAAAUUGGGGUUUGAUAUGUAUAAAAUUUGAUUAAUAUUCUGUGAGAGAGUAAUCCUUUUAUACAGGGAUUUUUAAUCAGGGAUCACACCUUGUAGACUAAAUACUUCCAUUUUGAUUAAAAAUGAAAUGGGGCCUAGAAUGGCUUUACGAAUAUAAGCCUUUAAAAAUAAGUUAAAUAAGCUUCCAGCUUGUUUUAAAGUCACAGAUGCGCUUCGGUACGAUAAAAUAAUGGAAAAAAGUAAAUUUAUGCGAUAUUCGAGUUUGAAAAGAGUUGUUCUAAAAUGUAUAGGUCCUUUGAUAUUUCAAUUAAAAGUGAUAUAAUUAAUUAGAAUCAUCUUAACGAUUGAAUAUGCUCUACUAACGAGCCUUGAUGCAUAUAUAACGAUGAUGAAUAUAUAUAUAUAAAUAUAUAAAUAUAUAUGAAUAUAUAUAUAAUUAUAUAUAUAUAUAAUAUAUAGUGUGAUUUGUAUCUACGUGAUUCGAUACUUUAGAAAGAAGCGCAUAUAACACAAAGUUAUAUUCUUUAUGCAUAGUAGAACUUUAAAAAUAUUACGAUUUGCAUAUGUAUGCUCGUUUACCAUUCCUCGUGAUAAAAAGAUAAAAACAUUUGUUUUAAUAGGGAUAUCUGUGAGGAGAAAAAAGAAUUGAAAGAAAUGAUGUCAUAUUCAAGUUAUUCGCUAAUUUCGAUGUUGCGAAUAACGAUGUUUAAAAGAUCGUAUUAUCCAAACUAUUUAUUAUAUUAUCGUUUUAAUUGUAAAAUUCGAUAUGAAUAAUGAAUUUAUAAUAAGACUGUUUAAGUUAUUUAUAUCAGAUAGUCACUGUUUAGAGAUCAAAGUUUCAUAACUUAAAAUAUUUAUCAUCGAUUUAUAACGUUCUCUUGAAAUGCACACAGCGCAAAUAUCAAAAAGAAAAAGAAAAGGAAAAAAAAAGAAAAAGAAAAAAAAAAGAGAAGAGAUGUUGAUUCGUAAAGCG
Vespula vulgaris is the source of this 4160-nucleotide messenger RNA. RefSeq names its product tyrosine-protein phosphatase non-receptor type 9 (gene Ptpmeg2). The transcript has 10 exons. Gene Ontology annotation, molecular function: protein tyrosine phosphatase activity. Gene Ontology annotation, biological process: protein dephosphorylation. NCBI's taxonomy places the organism in Eukaryota, Metazoa, Arthropoda, Insecta, Hymenoptera, Vespidae. The coding region runs from base 426 to 2411 and encodes 661 amino acids. The record is from RefSeq and is a predicted model, not a curated record.